CCAGACUUCUUCUUCCUUGCCACUCACGCAUAAACCACCCCCCCCCCACUUCUCCCCACAUCACUUAGCACUGUUCCCACCCUGGUGUUUGUUACCUCGUGAAUUGCUGAUAAUAGUUGUGGUUGCCUCGGUGCGUAACUCGUUGUGGGGGGGGGGGGUAGGUGGCCGGCGUCCUACAUAUCCAUGAAGUGUGCCGGCUUUAACUCUGAAGCGAAUGCAUUGAGGUCUCCUCGCAAGACUCGACGAAGCGGUCCACUUAUUCGCGUCACGACAGAGGCAGACGGGGGGGGGGGGGAAGGCGUUAAUUGGCAUUAUUUAGUUUCAUUUCACCUCAGAAAUUGCAUCGGUUUGUGUUUCGGACGGUUUUUUUUAUUACUUUGCUGUUGAGAGAAACGCGCGCGCGUGUGGGUGGCGGUGGCGGCGGCGGCGGCCGAGCGAACGAGGAAGAGAGGCGAGCGGCCAUGGGACCCGAAGCGCGAACGACCGUGGGCAUUUGGGGCCAGACGAAGGCCCUCCUCUACAGGAACGGCCUCAUCAAAGUGCGCAACAAGCAGCAGACCCUGCAGGAGCUGCUGAUCCCCCUCUGCUUCGUGUUGCUGCUCGUGCUCAUCAGCGAGAUGAACAGGCAGGUGGAGCUCUCCGAGUCGCCCCCGCCACCCGCCUUCCCCUUGCCCCUCGAGUUCGACCACGACGUCGGCUACGUGGCGGACUCGGACCACGCGCGCCGGGUCAUGUACCUGGUGGCCGCUCAGCUCGCCAAGCCGGUGCAAGAGUUCCCCACCGAGAGCGCGUUGAGGGAAGAUGUCGCCACCUUGCACUCGUGCGGCGUGGUGUUCAACGGCAGCAUGGAGUACCGCCUGCUCUUCCCGUACAACACCGUGCCGAGCACCGACGUGUCGUACGACCAGCUGGAGAUGCACUGCCGGUCCAUGGACGAGCUGCACUCGACCAGGUGUCCCGUAAACGACUACCUGGAGUCUGGAUUCGUGUCGCUGCAGUUGGCCAUCGACUCUGCGCUCAUACAGUUGCAAACGAACGCCUCCGCUCGCGCCCUGACCAGCGCCAUGGUGCAACGCAUGGGCCGCGGCCGUCACACGGUAGUGCGCACCUGGCCGCAGUUGCUGGCCUCCAUCUACCUGGCCGGCGCCUUCGCCCCCUUCCUCUCCUUCCUGCUGCUCAACCUGGUGCUGGAGAAGGAGCAGGGUUCCCGCGACCUGAUGCGCACCAUGGGCCUCCGCACGCCGGCGCUCUGGCUGUCGUGGGCGAUGGUGUACGGUGCCAUGAUUUGCCUCGUGUCGCUGGUGCUCGCCGUGGUGACACGCGUCACGCACAUCUUCGACACGAGCAACACGGUCCUCAUGUUCCUCCUGUUCCUGCUCUACGGCCUCUCGCUGGUGGCGAUGGCGCUGGUGCUCAUGGCGUUCUUCCGCAAGGCAAAGACGGCGAGCUCCGUGGGCUCUCUGCUUGCGCUGCUCUUCUGCCUGCUCAACAUUCCCGUCCUGCUGCUGUGGAACUCGCACACCGUACUGCACUGGCUCCUCAGCCUCUUCUCUCCCGCGGCCUUUGCCCUCGCCGUUGCACAGGUGGUGGCGCUAGAGGCCGGAGGGAGUGGCGCCCACUUCUCCAACCUGCUGGAGGGCCCCAACCCGCUCGCUGUACCCCUCACGAUGCUGCUGCUCGACAUCGCCAUCUACCUGGGCCUCGCCGCUGCGCUGCAUCGCCUGCUGCCAGAGGCGCCCGCAUCGUGCCGCCCGUCCUUCUUCCGGCUGCCGCGCUGGUGUCGUAGCCCGGCAAACGGCGGGGGGGGGCACCCGCCUCUGGACGCCGUGGACGACGUGGCGUUGGGGGGCCCGGGGCACGGCGGCGGUGAAGGCCUCGAGGGAGACGGGAUCUGCGAGGCGGUGCCCAGCGAGAUACUGGGGAGCGAAGCCAUUAGAAUUCGUAAUGUCAGGAAGACGUACCGGCUGAAAGGAACGGAUGUCAUGGCUUUGAGAGGCCUCUCCCUGAACAUUUACGAGGGCCAGAUCACGGCCCUGCUGGGCCACAAUGGAGCCGGCAAAACAACGCUCAUCAACAUCCUCACCGGGCUCAUCACCCCCUCCGCCGGCUCGGUGACAAUCUUCGGGCUGCGGGUGGACGAUCGGGACGAGCUGUCCGCGUUGCGCACCAGCUGCGGGUUCUGCCCGCAGGGCGACAUCCUCUUCUCGGGGCUGACGGCGCGGGAGCAGCUGCGCGUGUUCGCGCUCCUCAAGCCGUCCGUGGCGGCCGCGGAGACAGAGGCGGAGGUGUCUCGCGUUCUCUCGGCCACCGGCCUGGAGAAAGCGGCUGACAAACAGGUGCAGGAUCUGAGCGGGGGCCAAAAGAGAAAGCUCUCCCUGGCGGCCGCCCUUCUGGGCAAGCCCAGGUUGUUGAUCCUGGACGAGCCGACGUCCGGCAUGGACCCCGUGUCGCGUCGCCGCGUGUGGAGUCUGCUGCUGGGAGGGAAGCGAGAGUGCGUCACGCUGCUCAGCACGCACUCCAUGGAAGAGGCCGACGCACUCGCCGACUGGAAAGCCGUUCUGUCUCAAGGCCGUCUCAAGUGCGCGGGCUCCUCGCUCUUCCUCAAAACCAAGUUCGGAGUCGGUUACCGUCUCACGAUGUGCGUGGGCGAGGAGUGCAACCCCGAGGAGGUCACAGCGCUGGUGUCGUCCCACGUGCCGUCCGCACGCCUCGCACGGAGAUUCGGCGCUGAACUCGCCUACACGCUGCCCUUCAACGACGUGCGCAGCUUCACUGGUCUAUUCUCCGUGCUGGACACGCGUACCGAUCUGUGCGUGCACAGCUACGGCGUCUCCAUGACGACCCUGGAGGAGGUGUUCCUCCGACUGUGGGAGGAGUCCGAGAUGGAGCAGCCAGUCCUGACAGAUUACAGCGUGUUUGCUGACGCGGAGACCGCCGGCAACGGCCAGGGGGCAAGGGGGGACGUCGCCGACGGAGACGGCAACGCGUCGGCCUCGGAAGACGAUUCAACGUCCGACCUGGGCAGCCUGCACCUCCUGACCUAUGAUCCCGGCAAUGGCGAGGCACCGCGACCCGGCCCUCUGACCGGCUGGGCGCUGUGGUGUCAGCAGCUGCGUGUCGUGGCGUGGCUGCGCAUCAUCAGCUACCUGCGCGAGUACUCCUCGCUCGUCUACCUCGUGGUUACGCCCGCCAUCUUCAUCGGCUUUGCGAUCUGGUUGGCCUGGUUGGGCGACCGCAUGGAUGCCCACCAGCCGGCGGCGUUGAAGCUGUGGCCUGGCCUGUACCUCCUGGGCACGAAGGGUGGCGCGGAGACAGGCGCCCACACGCGUCUCCUCGUGCUAACUUCCGCAGAGAACGGGUUGAGCGAGGCGACCAUUGGCUCCCUGCAGAGUCUGGAGGUGCAGUUGGAUCUGAGUCCCGGGUCUCAUUCCCACAACCUCGCCCUCAACCUCACACAACAAGGACCACAGGGUGUAACUGGCCAAUACAACAGCACUGCCCUGCACUCCCUGCCAGUGCUCGUCAACCUCCUCAGCAACUGGGUUCUGCACAGCCUCAAUGGCACUGGGGUCAUCACAACGUGGAGCCAGCCCCUGCCUCGGAUGAACAGCUCGGGUUUCACCGACGCCACGCUGGUGCCGUUAGCCAUGUUCAUCGGCCUCGGGGCCAACUGGCUUCCCUGCUACUUCAUUUUCGACAUCGUUCGCGACCGAGAACUGCAGGCGCGCUCGCUCAUGCGCAUCAGCGGACUGGCGCCCUCGGCCUACUGGCUGGGCCUGGCCUCCGUGGACCUCGCCUCCUACAGCCUCCUGCUGCUGGCGCUGCUGGCGACGGCGUUUGGCAUCGGCGUGGGGUCGCUCACUCAGCCCGGCGCCGCCCUCGCGCUGAUCAUCUGCCUGGUGGGCUCUGCCCCAGCCACUUUGCUCUUCACCUACGUCUGCUCCUUCCUCUUCUCCAAGAUGGAGAGUGUGCAGACCGCAUGGCCCCUCAUCGCCAUGCUGUUGGCGCUGGCCCCGUACCUGGUGGUGACCCUGCUGGAGAGCGCCGGCGAGCUGUACGGCCUGGCCACCGCGCUGCACCACGUCUUCUCCCUCUGCGACCCCCUCUACGUCCUCAUAGGCAACAUCUACUACGUGCUCCAGGUUUACUUGCGGGGCAAGCAGAGGGGAGCACAGCCCACUCUCUCCGACUACUUCGCCUGGGACUCCAACAUCCCCAUCACUUUGCUGGCGCCGUACGCGAUGGUGGGCGCAUUGUGGCUGGCGCUCAUGUUUCUUGAGAGGAGACCAAUGGGGCACGGGGACGUUCACGACCCCGUCUUCUGCAUCUCCGGGCGCCGGCGCCGCGUGGUGGCCAACACCGAGCGGCCCGAGGGGGAGGACGAGGACGUGGCGUGGGAAAGGGAGCGCGUGAAGCGCGCGCUGCACAACCACGAGAGCCCAGCGAUGCUGGUUCACUCGCUGCGCAAGGAGUUUGGAAAGAGUCAGAGUGGCUGCCACUGCCGGAGCGGCCGUGGGAAGGCGUGCGUUGCCGUCAGGAACCUCUCCUUCAUGGUGGAGCGAGGGGAGGUUCUGGGGCUGCUGGGACCCAACGGGGCUGGGAAGACGACCACAGUGGAGCUCUUAGCUGGAGAGUUGAAGCCCAGCGCUGGACAGGUGGUGCUGGGAGAUGGCUGUGCGCGGGGGGCGCAGCUGGGCCUGUGUCCCCAGGUGAACCCCCUGUGGAAGAAACUGACGCUGGCGGAGCACCUGUCCUUCUACGCGGCCGUGCGGGGGCUCCGGCGGGAUGAGGCACGCGCCGUCACGCAGGGGAUGAUAUCGGCAUUGGCGCUGAAGGAGCACGCGGAGAAAGUGACGCGGAAGCUGUCGGGCGGCACCAAGCGCAAGCUGUGCUUUGCUCUCAGCAUGCUGGGAAGCCCCUGCCAAGUGCUGCUGGACGAACCAUCCAUGGGCAUGGAUCCCAAGACCAAGCGCUUCAUGUGGAGAGCGAUCGGCGCUGCAUUCCGGAGCAGCCAGCGCGGCGCGGUCCUCACCACGCACUACAUGGAGGAGGCAGAGGCGCUGUGCCACCGCGUCGCCAUCGUGGUGGCCGGCCGCCUCCGGUGCCUUGGUUCGAUCCAACACCUGAAGAGUAAGUACGGUGGGUGCUACCACCUGGAGGUGAAGGUCGGGGAGGCUACGGUGACCGGCGUGUCGCUGGAGCAACGCGUGGCCGAGGUGCAGGCUCACCUGGCGAGCAGCUUCCCCGGGGCCUCGCUUCAAGAUGGGUUUGCCGGGAGGCUGGUGUACAAGGUGCCGCGUGAGCACGUGGGAUCGCUGGCCGAGGUGUUCAACAAGCUGGAGAAAGCCAAGCUGGAGCUCGGGGUGGAGGAGUACAGCUUUUCACAGGCAACACUGGAGCAGGUGUUCGUGGAGUUCGUGAAGGAGCAGAGCGACACCCAUUUGCUCCUGGAGCCGGGCGAGGCGGAGGAGGUGCGGUGGAGCGACACGAGCCGGGCGUGACGGAGCCGGGAACGGCUCGACGAUCGCCAGGACUCGCGGCAGGCAGCUCGGUGGCGUAGCGCGGUUGGCGUUGGGCCCCUGUUGCAAGGAAUCAAAUGGGGGUUGGGGGGGGGGCAGGCAGUGCAAGUUGCACCGCCUGCGACCCUCCCCGAUAGCUACCCCUCGAGAUACUUCAAUACGAAAGGGCCUUUUUAAAACACGAGGUUGUUAUUAUUGCUACACCCACUGCGUCGCCUCCGGAAUGCACUUGGACCUUGAUGGUGGUUGGAGCGGGUGGGACGGACGCUGCUGCCCGUGCGAGCCGGGCCACCAUCGUCCGCGCUCGCACCUCCCGCUCCUCCUCCUGCCCGCGCCGUGGUGACUGUGGGUUUUCGCAGAGGCUGGAUACUGCCGCCCGGGUUCUGUCGGCCUCGGUUUGACGGCACGCGCCGUGGAGUCUCCGGGUUGAGAGGGAGCACGUGGCGGUGGCAGUGGCUGCGUCGUCGGCUCCGUCCUAAGCCAGACAGAAAACUUGAAUCUUCAUCCCCCUCCGUCCGUGAAUCCCUGCCUACUUUUAACAUAGCCACACCUAUUAGCUCACUAGCCCGCCCAACAGAGCAAGUGGCCUCAUCAUUCUCACCUAUGUUAGCUCCCCCUGCAUCCUGCUCAUAGCCCCCCCCCUCCCCGGCCUACUCCGAUGGGGCCACCCUCUCUCUGCCUGCAUUAUGAGUCGAGCACGAGGCCAGGAAAUUUUUAACUGGGGGCAAAAGCUCCGAAAAUUGCGUUCCAAAAAGCAUUGAGGGCCAGCGACGGUCUCGGUUGGGCUGGGGGCUGAUCCAGUCUGGAUUGAAGGUUCUUGUGUUUAUCUGCUUCUAAGAGUAGGGGUGAGGGGGUGGCGAGGGGGGACCGUGGUUGGUCGGUUCAUGCCCGGUGCCUUUUGUAAUCAGCACCUUGCCACCGAUGAAUCGGACACAUCGGGGUAGGGCACUGGCUGCGAGGCGUCAAUACCCUCAACCCAGGGCUUCGUUUCUCACUCUGUAUUUCCCGGCUCGCUGCUGUACCGAGAAGCAGGCUUGGCAGACCCAGCCAAUUGAAUCCCUCGACUCCACCGACCCCACACGCAUCGGUAGCUGCUGCACCGCGAACACACGGUCACCGGCUCGAACCACCGCUUCCCACGUACACGAAGUCACGCGCAUGCACGCGAGGCGGCGGCGCAGCGGUUGGGCGCGCUGCGCUUACGAACCCGGCGACCCCGAGUUCGAUUCCCGCUCACGGUCUCAAAUGAGUACCCGGUGCGGUGUGCAAACAUCGCCGCUUAGGGGAGACAAAGGCGGUCGGGCGUGGUGUUUGGCCACACUCGCCCCUCGUGUGCUGUCCCGGGAUUAAUAGGUACUCGCGAAACAGCGGUCGCCCCACAAAGUUCUGUUAAAGGCUAUACGGGGGAUCGUUGUCUUUGUACAUAUAUAUGAAAUAGAGCCGUGUGUAGAAUGCUGCAUGUUUAAAGGGGAUCCUGCAACAUAUUCGUUAAGUGAUCAAUCCACUGCUGGAUGAAGGCCCUCCCCUAGCCGUCGCCGUCCCUCCUCAGCGUCUCCUCGGUGCGGCGUGCCCCCACCCUGCGUCUGGACACGUGAGCGGAUUCGAUCGCUCCGUCUCCCGCGUGCGUGGGGGCAUCCUCACGUACGCACUGCUCCCUGUGCUUCCGUCUCCCCCGUUUAGCGAGGAAGUGUCAUUCCCACUCCCCCCCCUUCCCCCCUCUCGAGCCCGCUACCCUCCCCCACACAGCCCGGACGAUGCACUUGACUUGCGCUUCUUCUGUCAUCGAUCGAGUGAAAUUAAUCAAAUAGAAUUCCACUUUAAGAAGGUGGGAUGGGGUGGUGGAUCGAAGCCCCCCCCACCCCCAUCACCCUGGCUAUUUGAUUAAUUGUCGCAUUUCAGGGUCCUUAAUUCGAUUCCAGAGUCAAUUAUUAGUUUUUAAAUUGCAACGUGGCGCGGGGAGGCCUUCAUCCAGCAGUGGACUGAACCUAUUUAUUAAUAUGCAUGCACUGCACGAGAACAAAACACGGCAGGGGUAACGAUUUAUGGGCGUGGGAAUUAAUCAGACGUUUAUGGCUUUCAAAAAUCCUGGGUUUUGUUUGUCUCUUAAUUAUUUAUUGCUGAUUAAAUGUUCAUGAAUAGC
Messenger RNA from Petromyzon marinus (sea lamprey), 7659 nucleotides. RefSeq names its product cholesterol transporter ABCA5. Gene Ontology annotation, cellular component: membrane; intracellular membrane-bounded organelle. The record is from RefSeq and is a predicted model, not a curated record. Gene Ontology annotation, molecular function: lipid carrier activity; ATP hydrolysis activity; ABC-type transporter activity. Gene Ontology annotation, biological process: lipid transport; transmembrane transport. NCBI's taxonomy places the organism in Eukaryota, Metazoa, Chordata, Hyperoartia, Petromyzontiformes, Petromyzontidae.